AUGGGGAUUGCUCCGCCACCAAAACGCCGCAAGCUUGAUGACGAUGACUCGAACCAGGAAGUCGCGGAGCCUGCCGUUCACGCAAGUCUCAACAAGCCAAUAAGCCCACCACUAUCACGUCGCAAAAGUCCUGAGCUACCGUCGUUCACGCCGACUUGGAACUUCGAUAGCAUACCUGAACAAACAUUGGCGUCGCGCCCGGCUGGACUAACCACAAAUCAGCCACCAGAUAACGAAAGUAGUCGCAGAGAGGAAACACGGUUUCUGCCUUCGCCCAUACAACUGACCAAAAUUGAGAAGCUGUCUGCACACCAGAAUGUCGACGCUAUGAGUUUGUCAGAUUUGUUGGGUGACCCUCUAAUCAAAGAAUGCUGGAACUUCAACUUUUUGUUUGAUCUGGAUUUUGUCAUGCAGCACUUCGAUAGCGAUGUGAGGGAUAUGGUCAAAGUAAAGAUCAUACAUGGCUUUUGGAAGCGGGAUGAUAGUAACAGAAUUUCCUUGUUCGAAACAGCAGAACAAUAUCCUAAUAUCGAGCUGCUGAGCGCAUAUAUUCCAGAUCCUUUUGGCACCCAUCACUCAAAGAUGCUUAUCCUCUUCCGACAUGACGAUACUGCGCAGAUUGUCAUUCAUACGGCCAAUAUGAUCUACCGCGACUGGGCCAAUAUGACACAGGCAGUGUGGAGGUCGCCAUUGUUGCCUGUUUCAGUCAAGGCAGCAACUCCACAGAUAGAUCCUCUUGAGGUCCACCCUAUUGGCAGCGGUGAACGCUUCAAAGUCGAUUUACUGCAGUAUCUUAGAGCAUACGGGAAACGGUUGAAUGGUCUGACUACACAACUCGCAGACUAUGACUUUGCAAGUAUCAGGGCAGCUUUCAUCGGUAGUGCGCCAUCACGACAGAAGCCUGCUGCAGCCAGUCCUUCGGUAACCUCAUUUGGAUGGCUAGGACUACGAGAAGUACUUUCUGGUAUCCCCGUUUCGAGAUCGAAAGACGACUCGCGCCCUCACAUCGUUACCCAAAUAUCCUCCAUAGCGACAUUGGGUGCAACACCGACGUGGCUCUCGAACUUCCAAUCAGUGCUUGCCCGUUGUUCGACAGCCAAAAUUGUUAUCUCGGAGAAACCAUCACCUUCUUUCACAAAGGCAUCAUCUUUCUUCACCAAACGUGGGUCUAGCCCAGAAAAGUUGUCACCUAGAUACAGUGUCAUCUUCCCGACACCAGAAGAAAUUCGCACCUCCCUUGAUGGCUAUGCGUCUGGUGGAUCAAUUCACUGGAAACUCCAAUCAGCACAGCAACAAAAGCAGCUAGAGUACAUGCACCCAACACUAUGCCAUUGGAAGCAUGUAUCUUUGGAUGGUCUGCCGAAACGUCAGGCGCAUCGUGGCCCCGCGGCACCACAUAUCAAGACCUACAUACGCUUCGGUGACGAAGAGCAUAGAACUAUCGACUGGGCAAUGGUGACGAGCGCCAACCUAAGCAAACAAGCAUGGGGCGAUAUAGUGAACAAGAACGAAGAGGUCUGGAUACAAUCAUGGGAAGCUGGUGUUGUCAUCUGGCCUGGCCUAUAUGCUCAGACACAAUCAGAAGAAGUCGCCAUGAUCCCAGUGUUUGGAGCUGACACGCCUGAGCCUGCGGAUCUUCCUGCCCUUAAUUACAACGCAGAGAUGACAACAGAAGGAACGAAGUUGUUGGGGCCGGAGACUGUCGUAGGCUUCCGCAUGCCGUACGAUCUGCCGCUUCGUCCUUACAAUAAUGAAGAGAAGCCUUGGUGUGCCACCAUGCAAUAUCUGGAACCGGAUAGGAAUGGGCACGCUUGGGGCGGCUAUGGGCGUUGA
Molecule: messenger RNA, 1833 nt
Organism: Alternaria postmessia
Lineage: Eukaryota; Fungi; Ascomycota; Dothideomycetes; Pleosporales; Pleosporaceae
Exons: 5
Coding region: 1-1833 (610 amino acids)
Biological process (GO): single strand break repair; double-strand break repair
Cellular component (GO): nucleus
Molecular function (GO): double-stranded DNA binding; 3'-tyrosyl-DNA phosphodiesterase activity; single-stranded DNA binding
Source: RefSeq, a predicted model, not a curated record